Drosophila nasuta is the source of this 2481-nucleotide messenger RNA. It is a transcript of the gene Cdc45, whose product is annotated as cell division cycle protein 45. The record is from RefSeq and is a predicted model, not a curated record. The transcript is spliced from 2 exons. Gene Ontology annotation, molecular function: single-stranded DNA binding; chromatin binding; DNA replication origin binding. Lineage: Eukaryota; Metazoa; Arthropoda; Insecta; Diptera; Drosophilidae. Gene Ontology annotation, cellular component: DNA replication preinitiation complex. Bases 322 to 2061 code for a protein of 579 amino acids. Gene Ontology annotation, biological process: mitotic DNA replication preinitiation complex assembly; double-strand break repair via break-induced replication; DNA replication initiation.
CCCGCCUUAAUUCGAUGCCGCAGCUGUGUGUGUUGGAGCAUGCAGAGCCUUAAAAGAGUUGAGUGUUUUUUUCAAUUAGAAAGUGCAAUCAGCAGCAGAAACUGACCAACAAUGCAACGCGCAAUAAGGGCCAAUUAAGUGCCACUGCUAAUCAAUAAACACAAUCAACAAUUGCCUUAAACAAAGACACUCUUGCGAAAUAAGCAAGAACUUAUUGUUUUGUUUUUUUUUUUUCUAUUGGAGAUCUUGUUUUUGUGUCGCCAUUUGUUUUACACUUGCAAUUUUUUGUAUUGUGUAUCUGUGUGCGUGUGUGUGUGUAAGAUGUUCAUACAGGAUCUGAAGAAUGACUUUUAUCGACAACUGAUUGGCAAACGCAUCCUCAUCAUUGUCAACUAUGAUGUGGAUGCGAUUUGUGCCAGCAAAAUAUUGCAAUCCCUCUUCAAAUAUGAUCACAUGCUCUACACUGUAGUGCCCAUCAUGGGCCUAACGGGACUGCGGCGUGCAUACAACGAGCAUCAGGGUGAUGUAAAAUACGUUCUCCUCGUCAACUGUGGCGGCUGUGUGGACAUCGUGGAGCUACUGCAGCCCGCUGAAGAUGUCACCUUCUACAUCUGCGACUCGCAUCGUCCCUUCGAUGUGUGUAAUGUGUACAGCGAUCGUCAGGUUUGCCUGCUGGGAGAUCCAGCGCUGGAGGAGAACAUUCCUGCUUUUGAGAGCAUCUUCUAUGAUUCGGAUGGCGAAGACGAUGAUGACGAGGACGAUGACGGCGAUGAGCACGAAGACAGCGGUGCUGGCGAAUCGGAUGGCGAUGCUGAUGGUGGCAAUGCUGUGGAACGGCGACGUGCGCCCAAGCUGAGUCGUCUGGAGCGGCACGAGCAGCGAAUAAUGCGACAGCGGGCACGACGUCAAUGGGAACUAGAGCGGGAUCGCAUCAUGUUCGAUUACACACAAUUUAGCUACUAUGGUCGAUCGACGGCAUUACUGAUCUUUGAGCUGGCUUGGAAGCUGUCCAAAGACAAUAUGGAUCUGCUGUGGUGGGCCAUAGUGGGUAUCAGUGAGCAAUUGUUGCUGGGCAAGAUUGAGAGUGGUGCUUACACGCUGGAGCUAGAGCACAUACAGUCGCAUGUGUCGCGUCUGACCAAUAAGACAAACGAUCAAAACACAAUGAGCGCGUCAAAGAUUACCUUUGAAAACGAUCUGCAUUUGGUGCUCUAUCGUCACUGGACAGUCACCGAGUCCAUGCGCUAUUCACGGUAUUCCGCCUGCCAGCUUAAAUUGUGGACGUUGCGUGGCGAAAAGCGACUGCAUGAGCUGCUUGUGGAGAUGGGAUUACCUCUCGUCCAUGCCCGUCAAACUUACAGUGCCAUGGAUUUGGUGCUGCGCAAAGAGUUCUAUACCAUGGUGGAGCAGCUGGCCGAGAAAUAUGCCAUCCCAGACAUUGUCUAUGGCACAUUUACGCUCAGCUAUGGUUAUCGCAGUCGAUAUGCGGCCGCCGAUUAUGUGUAUGCUCUGCUGGCGAUACUGCAAUCGAUUAAGAAGCACAAGACACCCGAGGAUUGCUUCAUGGAGGCCUCGGAUGCAUUGACGCGCCAACACAAACAGCUACUCAAUGCUGGCAUUGAUAAUGCCAAGCUCUUACAUGCGGCUAUCUUUCGGCAGGUGCAGAGCUGCUUGGAGGCGCAUCAAGUGCAUUCGACCGGAUCGUUUUUCUACUAUGUGCUGCAGGAGGAGCACGCCUUCUUCUCCUAUCCAUAUGCGCUGGCAUUGCUGGCCAAGUUUGUGCUGCACGGUCAUGUGGCUACGACGCGAGCACGACAAGCGCCGGAUUUGCCAUUGAUUGCCACCUGUCCACUGGAUGCGGCGCAGGGCAUGUGCCUGCUUGUGGGGAUUGCGCCUGUGCGCGAGGAUUCGCCCAAGAACUUCUUUGGCAAGGCAUUCGAUCAGGCGGCGCAGAAGAGCAAGACUAGUUUGCUGCAGGAUUUCUUUGAGCCGUCCAUUGUGCAGUUGCGGCAGAGCGAUUUAACUCGAUUUCUAGAUGCGUUGACCGUGCUCUUGACUUGAAAUCUUUCAACUCUAACAUAGACCUAUUAAACUCUAGACUUGUAAGACAAUCUAAUUAUCCAAAUCCGACUAAUCUAACUAAUUUAACAUUAAUCUAAUUUAUGAACGACAAAUUGUUUUUAUUAUCAUAGUCUACAUAUAUUUUUUUUUUAUUUAGAACUAUUGCAAAUAGGAUAGAUGCACUUAUGCAACAAGAACAUUUAAUCUAAGCAAAUCCGAAUGAUAUUUGUGUAAAACGGACAUUUAACAAAACAAAAAUACAAUUAUAUCAACAAUAUACUAUUUAGAUUGUGCUUAAGAAAUGAAAAUACAUAUAUAGCAUUAGUUUGUAAGUGGUGCGCUGCAUUUGUAUUGAAAUUGUGUGAAAAGCGGACUUUAAAUAUAGUACAACGUGUGUUUAUCCUAAAGAAAUUGUAUUUU